AUGUGUCAGGGUAAUCUUCAAGUCUCCACCUCAUGUGGCCACCAUCAAAAAGCCCACCCCCUCCAGCAUUGCAAGUCCUAUUCUCACACGCGAAAUCGCUGUGACGGCACCGUCUCUAUUUUCCAUACGACCACAAUCAACGCCGCCCCCACCCUCUGCGUGCGCUGCGCCUCUCGCAUCGAAGCGAACAUAGUCCGAGAGCUGGACCAAAUUACCACGGAACUAGAAACAAAUAUCGCAGAGAUCAACCACGGUUUGUGGGUGGAGAGAAAUCGUCCCUUUACUUAUGUCGCACUAAUUUUCGAGCGAGCGAGGCUGAGGGAGGCGUUGAAGGGCUUCCAGGAGGAGAUGGAGGAGGAAUUGGUCGAGUUGAGAGAAACGCAUGGUAUGGGUCGGUGGGAUCGAAGCAGCAAGGCCAAACAUGAAAGCAGUAGUACGCCUAGUGGUACGCCGACUCCCGCUCCGAUUGCCGCUGAUCGAUUAGAUGACGAUGCAGGCUUAGAAGAUGAAGUGGUCGAUGAGCUUGCCGAUUUCGAAGCCGUUGCAGGUUUCGAGGAGGUGAAUGCGGUGGCUGAUGUGGAGGCAGCUGGAGUGGAUGAAGUUGCAGUCGACGCAUUGUUUACCUGGGCUACUCCGAAAAAGCUUCCGAUGCCAGCGGCAUUCAUGGUGAAGUCAGAGGUAUCGCAACAGCCAGCCGCAGCCUGCGAGCUGCCUUCCACCGCUCCACAGCACCAAGUUAUCGUAUAA
Molecule: messenger RNA, 747 nt
Organism: Letharia lupina
Lineage: Eukaryota; Fungi; Ascomycota; Lecanoromycetes; Lecanorales; Parmeliaceae
Exons: 2
Coding region: 1-747 (248 amino acids)
Source: RefSeq, a predicted model, not a curated record